AUUCGAUCAAGUCAUGACGACUUGUAUUUCGCUCGAUAUUUGCACUUUUUCUUCCUUGGAAGCGGGAAACCAACUAAUGGAUUGCCUUUCACUUACGCAAAUUUUGGGAGUAUGGACAACUAAUUGUCCGAACACGAACACGAAUGCGGGAGGACCUGACCAGAAGGCUUCUUGAUGGUGAUGAAGUUUUUCCUUUUGUUCUGUCGUGUAUCUUUUGAUGUCAAAUUGCCUCAAUCCUACGAUGCCAUCAGACUUCGAUAACCGGAAGGCUUAUGCUCCCCAAGAGGAAGUAUUCUUUGAUGAUGGAAGAGAGGAGGAACUGGUCGAAUUUGUCCUGGCGAAACCCGGUAUUCGAAACUCGCCCUCUAAAAUAUUAGAAGCAAUUGACGAGUUUGCACGGACCAAGAGAUACUUGAUGAAUGUCGGCGAAGACAAGGGAAAGAUUGUAACGGAUAUCAUUCAAAGCACAAAGCCAAAUGUGAUGGUAGAACUGGGAGGAUACUGCGGCUAUUCAACACUCCUGUUCGCGGAUGCAAUGCGUACAGCGGGAGGCAAAAAGUACUACUGCUUGGAACGAAGCCCAAAGUUUGCUCACAACAUCGAAGUGCUAGUUGAAUUGGCCGGUCUUGGUGAAAUCAUUACUGUGGUUGUCGGACCAAGUAACGACAGCAUUAAGUAUCUACACGAGUCCAGGAAAGUCAAGAAAAUCGACAUGAUAUUUCUCGAUCAUUACAAGCCGGCUUACACAACGGAUCUGAAGCUUUGUGAGUCCUUGGGUCUCAUUGGCAAAGGCACAACGCUUGCUGCCGACAACGUUAUCAAGCCAGGCAAUCCACCGUACCUGAAGUACGUUCGCAGUAGUGUUCAUGACAAAAUAAUGGCAUUGACCCAAGCCGCUGAGCAAGAUACAAUGAAAUUUCCCGGGCAGACUGCCAAACAAUAUGGGGAUAUCGAAAUCCUAAGCACUGAGUUCAAUGGAAACCCGCACCUCGUUUACGAGAGUCGACUGGUUCGAAGUUGGGAGCCGUCGGGGGUAGCUGAUGCGAUUGAAGUGACAGUGUGCGUCGGGGAGGAAAGUUCAUGAGACAUGAACGUCAAGGAGCCGCAUAAUGCUCCAAGGAACUGGUGAGAAGAGUGUGAUGUAUUGGGGCAGGAGCACCUCUAGAGGACAGGGGAUUUGGAUGAACUUCAAGAAGUAGUUACUUGGCUCUGAGGAUAUUAUUUUUAAUCGAUCUUAUUUAGAGGUGGGUUUCUGGUCCCUCGAAUUCUUAUGGUUAUCAUUGAGAAGUUUGGCCAUGUGAGCAGAUUAAUAUCAAUUCUGCAUUGAAUAUG
Messenger RNA from Cadophora gregata, 1332 nucleotides. RefSeq lists its product as uncharacterized. Lineage: Eukaryota; Fungi; Ascomycota; Leotiomycetes; Helotiales; Ploettnerulaceae. Gene Ontology annotation, molecular function: O-methyltransferase activity. The coding region runs from base 218 to 1084 and encodes 288 amino acids. The transcript is spliced from 3 exons. The record is from RefSeq and is a predicted model, not a curated record.